UACCUCUCCCACUUCGCACUUUACGGCGCCGCCCCCUGUUCUACUUACACAAGUUGACCGUGUGCGGUCCAUAUCGCUCUAGAAUGCUGUGCAGGGCAGCACUAAGGAACCUUUUGGCGACUAGGAGCUGGAGGAGAAGCUGCGGUGUCAGGGCUUUCUAUGAGGAUGGCAAAGAUAAAAUUCAGCAGAUGGUGCCAGAUGAAUCGGAAUUAAGGCCUCUUUAUAUGGAUGUUCAAGCUACCACUCCGCUGGAUCCCAGAGUUGUAGACAGCAUGAUGCCUUUUAUGGUGAAUUAUUACGGAAACCCUCACUCCAGGACUCAUGCCUAUGGAUGGGAGAGUGAAAAGGCAAUGGAGAAAGGCCGACAGCAAGUUGCCUCUCUGAUUGGAGCAGAUUCUCGUGAAAUCAUUUUCACAAGUGGUGCAACAGAGUCAAAUAAUAUUGCAUUGAAGGGAGUUGCCAGAUUCUACAAGUCGCGUAAGAAGCACAUCAUCACUACACAGACAGAGCACAAGUGUGUACUGGAUUCAUGUCGGUCAUUAGAGGCGGAAGGAUUCCAAAUCACGUAUCUUCCUGUCAAAAGUAACGGCCUGUUGGACUUGAAGGUAUUGGAGGAAGCCAUUCGACCAGACACAAGCCUGGUGUCUGUAAUGGCUGUGAAUAAUGAGAUAGGUGUGAAACAGCCUAUACACGAGAUAGGACAUAUUUGUAGCUCUCGUAAGGUAUUUUUCCACACAGAUGCAGCACAAGCAGUGGGAAAAAUUCCUGUCAAUGUUAACGAGAUGAAGAUUGAUUUGAUGAGUAUCAGCGCACAUAAAAUCUACGGGCCGAAAGGAAUCGGAGCAAUUUAUGUUCGUCGGCGACCAAGGGUCAGAGUGGAAGCCCUGCUUAGUGGUGGUGGUCAAGAAAGAGGUCUGAGAUCUGGGACUGUCCCAGCGCCGCUCACAGUUGGAUUUGGUAGAGCUUGUGAAGUAGCCCAGGAGGAGCUGCAGUAUGACCACAGGAGAAUCAGCUAUCUGUCUGAUAAACUAAUCAACACUAUCAUGAGCCAAAUUCCACAGGUUGUUUUAAAUGGAGAUCCAGAACAGCGUUACCCAGGCUGUGUUAAUCUUUCCUUUUCAUACGUUGAAGGCGAGAGUUUGUUGAUGGCUUUGAAAGAUGUGGCCCUUUCAUCUGGCAGUGCUUGCACAUCCGCAUCAUUAGAACCAUCUUAUGUCCUUCGAGCCAUUGGAGCAGAUGAGGAUUUGGCUCAUUCCUCUAUCAGAUUUGGCAUAGGACGCUUCACCACAGAAGAAGAGAUCGAUUAUACUGUCAACAAAUGUAUCCGUGAGGUGAAAAGACUCCGUGAAAUGAGCCCACUGUGGGAGAUGGUACAAGAUGGCAUCGACAUAAAGAGCAUACAGUGGACUCAGCAUUGAACAAAGCACUAUUCUGGACUUGAACACUGUAGAUACGUUCUACAGCUUAGUCCUUUGAGAUCUGUUACACAAAACAUAAUAUUAAUAGAACUGUCGCUCUUCUUUUAGCAGAGGGGUUUGUCUGAUGCGUGUGACCCUAGCUUCCUCCUUUUUAUUCAGUGCAGGGUUAAAGAUUCGGCAUUUGCAGGAAAGUAGCACAGUUGACCUAUAACUGUCUACUGCAGAACUCAUAAUAUGAUAUAUUGUAUGUAUCCUAUGUUAUAUGGGAGUAUUUAAAUCCGAUUUAUGUGGACUGUGGCUCUCCUACUGACUUGCGCAUCGUGGGAAUUUUAGUUUAACAUUUAGAGAAGAAAAGCAAUUUACAAUGGCUGUGGCUAUAUUUUAUGGAAAUAACUUGCCAUUUGCCUUUUGUUUUAGAAAACAAAAAUGUAUUUUUUUAUUUUUUUUGCAAAAAAGUAAAUAAAAUGGAUUCCUAUUCUCCUGGAUUCCAAUGUCCGAUUGGGCUCUGGGUUUUCACUUUUCUUUUUAUAUCUGACAAUAGCCCCCUUAACUGUAUUCAGUCUUGUUCAAGAUAUCAUGAAUAGGACAGAGGUACUUUAAAUGUAUACUGGCAAAUCUCAUUAAUUAUAUAUUUAUACUAUUGGGAAAGAUGCCUUUUUCCUAAUGGCAAAUGCAUUAUCAAAAAUAUUUUUAAAAAUCCACUUUGCGGCGGUGGUGGUAUUUGCGGUUAUUGUCUUCUUUAGCUUACUUCGACAAAAAAUUCACAGAUACCUACCAGGCUGCCAUAUAAGGGAGAAAUGAUAAAAUAAUUUGAUGGAUUUGUUAGUUGCAUCCCCAGCAAGCAAAGUAUAUACUGCCAGUGAUUUAUUUGAUGAGCAACGAUUUUGAAUAAAUUGUCCCACAAGGGAGACUGGUAUUAGCUUUAGUUAGUGUUUAUACGAGCAGUACCCCAGAUAAAUAGAAAAGAGAACAGAAAAAAUGCUAUUUUUUUACAUUUUCUUCAAAGUAAUGUCAUACGAGUUUUUUAAAUAGUUCUCCAUGUAUUGUUUAAAGAUCUGGGAAUUCUUAAAUCCUAGAUGCAACCAAGUAAUGUCAUACUAUUCUGCCCACGGCUCCUGAUUAGUACUUUGCACAUUUGUGCCAAGUACCUCUUUGAUCAAUCUUGUUAGUGAGGCAAUCCCAUGAUGUUCUUUAAUUGUGCCAACUAAAUGGGUGUUUUAAGAAAGAAUUCUCAAGCAAGGUAAAACCUUAUUGAUUACAUAGAAUUUUGGCAGGGUAGCGACGGAAAAAGAGAUGCCACAUUGUCUUACAAAACAAAGGAUGUUUGCUGCAGUGAGAAUGUAAAAAACGUUUGAGAUGGUUCCUUGAAAUAUGUUUCUGUUUUGAAAACGCUGUUCGGGUUUAAGCAUGUUAUGUUGAAUGCCUUCAGUGGUGAGAUAUCUGGAUAUGUCAUGUCAUUAAAUCUAUUUUGCUGCCGAGAGGUUCUGUGCCUGCAACUAAAAAGACACUUGAACAUUGCAGUCUCUAAACGCACAUUACAUAUUGCAUUUUCUAAACGCACAAGGACACACAUUUUGUGUGCUCCACACUUUUUGUGCAAUAU
Molecule: messenger RNA, 3021 nt
Organism: Pelobates fuscus (common spadefoot toad)
Lineage: Eukaryota; Metazoa; Chordata; Amphibia; Anura; Pelobatidae
Gene: NFS1
Product: NFS1 cysteine desulfurase
Exons: 13
Coding region: 84-1418 (444 amino acids)
Biological process (GO): [2Fe-2S] cluster assembly
Cellular component (GO): mitochondrion; nucleus; cytosol
Molecular function (GO): pyridoxal phosphate binding; cysteine desulfurase activity
Source: RefSeq, a predicted model, not a curated record